This is a messenger RNA of Euleptes europaea (tarantolino), 1293 nucleotides long. RefSeq names its product NIM1 serine/threonine protein kinase (gene NIM1K). The transcript is spliced from 3 exons. Lineage: Eukaryota; Metazoa; Chordata; Lepidosauria; Squamata; Sphaerodactylidae. The coding region runs from base 1 to 1293 and encodes 430 amino acids. Gene Ontology annotation, biological process: microtubule cytoskeleton organization; protein phosphorylation; intracellular signal transduction. Gene Ontology annotation, molecular function: ATP binding; tau-protein kinase activity; protein serine/threonine kinase activity. The record is from RefSeq and is a predicted model, not a curated record. Gene Ontology annotation, cellular component: cytoplasm.
AUGCAAGGAAGAACAGGGAGCUAUAGACAUGUUAAAUGGAACCGGGAAGACAGUGGAGAGGACUAUACAAAGACCGAGGUCUACGCUGAUGAUGACCAGGGCCAGCAGCACCGGCUGACCCCUUUCGAGAAGCUUACUCGGGACAUGUCCCAGCAUCAGAAGGUGGUGAAAGAAUUAACUCUAGGGAAGAGGAUUGGAUUUUACCGCAUCAGAGGGGAAAUAGGCACUGGGAAUUUCUCUCAGGUGAAGCUUGGGAUCCAUUCUCUCACCAAAGAAAAAGUAGCUAUCAAGAUUUUGGACAAGUCAAAAUUAGACCCAAAGACUCAGAGGUUGCUGUCCCGUGAGAUUUCAAGCAUGGAGAAGCUGCACCACCCAAACAUCAUCCGGCUUUAUGAGGUGAUGGAGACCUUGUCCAAACUACACCUGGUGAUGGAAUAUGCCAGUGGAGGAGAACUCUUUGUUAAGAUCACAACAGAAGGGAAGUUGCCUGAAUUAGACAGCAAGCUCAUCUUCUCCCAGAUUGUGUCUGCCGUUAAACACAUGCACGAGAACAACAUCAUCCACCGGGACCUCAAAGCCGAAAACGUCUUUUACACCAGUAACACUUGCGUGAAAGUCGGCGAUUUUGGAUUCAGCACCGUGAGUAAAAAAGGGGAAAUGUUGGACACUUUCUGCGGCUCCCCUCCUUAUGCCGCCCCAGAACUCUUCAGGGAUGAAAGCUACGUGGGGGUUCACGUGGACAUCUGGGCCCUGGGAAUCCUCCUGUAUUUUAUAACGACCGGCACAAUGCCCUUCCGAGCAGAAACUGUGGCCAAACUGAAAAAGUGCAUUCUCGAGGGGACGUAUGUCUUUCCCCCAUACCUGUCGGCGCUUUGCCAGAAGCUGAUCCAGGGGGUUCUUCAGCCUGUCCCGACGGAACGCUACUCCAUUGAGCACAUCAUGAACAGCGAAUGGAUGCGGGGUGUCCAACACCCAAAGCCCUUGGAGCCCUUUAAACUAAACCCCAAGUACUUGUCAGAGAAUGGAGCUCUCCGAGAGGAGGAAGCAGAGGUGAAAAACAUCCUGAACAAGCUGGGGAUCACAGAGGAGCACAUUCAAAACAACCGCGGGAGAGAAGCCCAAAGCGCGAUCACAGGGAUCUACAGAAUUAUUUUGCACAGGGUGCAGAAGAAGAGGGCUAUGGAGACUGUCCCUAUGAUCACUCUACCAGAGCCCAGAGAUUCAGAAGUAAGGAAAGGUCCUGUUACCAUUCGGGGCCUCAGACAUUCAUCAAAACUCUGUUUGAUUUUAUAA